AAAUCUUGCAAACAUGUCUCAGGAAGUGCUGCCCGUGGAGGUGCCAGAAACACUCUAUUACUUGAAUCCAGGGAAGACCAUGAUGCUGUCAAAUGCGAAAGCACUACAGGAUGAAGACUCAGACACUGAUUCUUUGGGAGAUGGUGAACCGCAAGAAGAAAAUGAAGAAAGUACUGUACCAGACAAAGGUGAUUUCAAGAUAGAAUCCUCUCCCUGCUACCUGCUGACCGUAAGGAUCAUCCGAAUGAGAAACCUCCAGCGAGUGGACACCUUAAGCCAGGCUGAUUGCUAUGUGUCGUUGUGGCUGCCGACUGCGACACGUGAAAAGUCCCGCACUAAAACUGUGAGAAACUCCAACAAUCCUGUGUGGAACGAAACCUUCUACUUCAGGAUCCAGAGUCAGGUCAAGAACGUGCUGGAGCUGACAGUGUAUGAUGAGGAUUUUGCUACUCCAGAUGACCAUCUCCUCUGUGCGCUCUUUGAUACUGCUAAACUUCCAAUUGAAAGAACAGUGGUCCUGUAUUUUAAGCCCAGCCCGAAGGCCAAGGAGGAGCUAGAGGUUGAAUUCAAAUUGGAAGCCGCUUCUGGUCCUCAUGAAGCCAUUGCUACCAAUGGAGUCCUGGUGUGUCGUGAACUUUGCUGUUUGGAAGUUGAAGUGGCAGAGAAGACGCAGCAAAAAUCAAAGAAAGAGCUUUCCCUCACUGUGAAGGGCUCCUUUGAGGGGACGCAGGAUAUUACGCUGGGCCCCGAUGGAGUGGCCAGCCCGUCGGGUCCCACCAAGUUCCACUACAUCAAGUACGCGGAGCCAACGCUGGACGUCAUGUUGCCGAAGAAGAGGCGCUACCACCCUUGGACCUGUAGGUACAGUAGGGAGACGGGCUCCCCAGUCGUGAUGCUGAAUUUGCUGCCCAUGGGAAGGAAAACGACCAUUGCAGAGGAGAAAAGAUUUGACUUGAAUGUGACAGCACAAAGCUGUAAUUGUUCAUGCCACCAAGACCUGGACAUGCGCUUUGGGUUUGACUUAUGUUCAGAGGAGAUGGCUUUCCUGGGGAAAAGAAAGAGAUAUGUAGCAAGUGCCCUGAAAAAUGUUUUUCACCUACAACAGGAUCUGCAGGAUCAUGAAGUCCCUGUUGUGGCUAUCAUCACGACAGGCGGAGGACUGAAGUCAAUGACAGGACUAUACGGCAGCCUCAUGGGACUCAAGAAAUUAAAUCUCCUGGACUGUGUAACAUACAUCAGCGGGCUGUCCGGCACCACGUGGACCAUGGCCAACUUAUACAGAGAUGCCUACUGGUCGCAGAAGGACCUAGACUCGCAUAUUGGUGAAGCCCAGAAACAAGCAACCAAAUGCAAGAUGGGCUGUUUCUCUAUGGAUCGCAUGAAGUACUACAACAAGCAGCUUUGUCAGCGGAAAGAAGAGGGAUACAGGACAUCGUUUAUAGAUCUUUGGGGGCUCAUGAUUGAGUACUUACUAAAUGAUGGGAAAGACCCCCACAAACUUUCAGAGCAGCAAGAAGCACUGUGUGACGGCCAGAACCCACUGCCCAUCUAUGUGUCAGUCAGUGUCCGGGACAGCUACAGCACCAAUGAUUUCAAAGAGUGGGUGGAGUUCACCCCCUACGAGGUGGGACUUCUGAAGUAUGGCGCGUUCAUUCGCACAGAGCAUUUCGGAAGCGAGUUCUUCAUGGGACGCUUGUUAAAAAAGCUCCCCGAAUCCCGGAUCUGCUACCUUCAAGGUAUGUGGAGCAGUAUAUUUUCUGUGAACCUAUUACAAAUAUGGGGACUAUCCCACAGUUCAGAGGACUUCUGGAUGAGAUGGACACAAGACAGAAUAGAAGAAGUUGAUGAAGACCCAGUGUUGCCUACAAGACCCCACGAGCUGAGGACUCGCAUGUACACUCCUCCUGGCCCCCUGUCCAGUGCCCUUCGGGGAGCAUUGACUGACCGCUUCUCCGUUGCCCAGCACCACAAUUUCCUGAAGGGCUACCAGCUGCAUAACAACUACCUGGAGAACAAGCACUUCUGUCGAUGGAAAGACACUGUGUUAGACUCACGUCCCAACCAGCUGAUGCAAAAUUCUGAUCACCUGGGCAUGAUAGACGCUGGAUUUUUCAUCAAUACCAGCAGUCCACCACUUUUAAGGCCACAGAGGGAAGUGGAUGUCAUCAUAUAUUUAAGUUAUACUACUGGAUCUCAUAUAUCGUCUCUAGAUAAGGCGUACAAAUACUACUCGGAGCAGAAAAUCCCAUUCCCCAAAAUUUCUUUGACUGAUGAAGAUAAGAAAAAUCUGAAGGAGUGCUACCUCUUCCAAGAUUCAGAUCUGCCAGGAUGUCCAAUUGUGAUUUUUCUUCCGCUUGUGAAUGAUACCUUCCAAGAGUACAAAGCACCUGGUGUCAAGCGCUGUUGCUCAGAGAUGGAGGAAGGACAACUUGAUUUGACCAGUCGCUUUUCCCCCUACUGCAUGUUCUCGGUCAGGUAUACCGAUGAGAAUUACCGCCGGCUGCUGAACCUCAGUGAAUACAACAUCCUGAACAACUCACAGAUGAUUAUGCAGGCCUUGCAGAUAGCGAUGCAAAGGAGGAUGCAAAACAUGUGCUAAUCACCUGUCCAACUGCCCCUAUCUAUUCUGUCAUGCCCUAGGACACAGAAGGGGCAUAGCUUUUUGAACACUGGCCGUUCUGCACUACAGAGAGAAACUAGCCCAGGUGGCUCAGUGGUUUGUUGGGGUUUUUUUCCAUUCCCAAGAAAUGGCCUCUAUAGGCAAAGACAUUGCCUGGGAAAUUUUUACAUAUGCUUUGUUCCCUAAAUUAAGGUUGUCUGUAGAACGCUCUUUACUAAGAUACUUGUUAGAUUUUAAAAAUAGUGUUAUUUUAAGCCUAACUUCUUAUAAUGUAUGACAUAUAGAAAAAUCAUUUUUUACCACCACAGUGCUACAGUAAUGCAACCCAGCCAACACACCUACAGGCCGUAAGAAAGGGGCGUAAACUUCUGCUCCCCACAAUUCUUCUUCAUGGAACACAAGGUGCAUCCAACCCUGGAAAAUGAAGAAAACCUGAGACGUGACUGGAAGCUGGUAUUGGAUCCCUGGGUCAACUCGGUUUUGCAGGUGUCCUGAAGAGCAGCUGCAGAGGUUGGAAAUGUAAGAGGGACAAGUGUGUGCACACAGCCAGCCCCAUGAAUCACAUCCACCUCCUGGGCUCUCUUGGGCUGUGAAUGAAUCAUACGUAGAUGGGAAGGAACAACUUAGGAGGAAGUGGCAUAAGGUUUUUCAAGUAAAAAUUUUUUUGAAGUGAAAGGUGUAAUUUGGGCACAUCAAAAUUUCCUGUGAAUUUAUGUCAGUUUUGAUUGUUGUGACAGUAUAUAAAAAAGUCGACAUUUUAUUUUGACGCUUUCAAAAUAAAACACCCUGGAUUUUUUUCUCCCAGUUGAGUUACUUCUUAUAUUAAACUUCCUUUCUUAAAUUAUAAAGUACUUGAAAUGAAAAUAUUUUACUUAUAUUAGACAAUGAAAACUUUGUUGUUUUACUCAAUGCAAUUUGUUUAAACAGUUUAGGACAUAUGCUCAUCAACAAAAAUGCUUAUUUGUUUAGUUCUGCAUGUUCAAACUGUGCAGAUAAACAGGAGUGAGUUAGUAGACUGCAACAACUAAGCCCAUCUUAAAACAAUCUGAACAGACCCUCUGUGGGAUCUAGCAUAAAUCCACCAAUAACUUUUGUUGUGGGUUUGCAUUUUUAAACUUUGUUCAUUUUCCCUUUUAUGGAAAAUAUCUUUUCUGGACUGCUGAAAGUGCUGAGGGUGAGCUGUAAAAAUUAUAAAUCCAUAACAAGCUUUGCAUUCCAGGAGCAAGUCAAACUAAAAAUACAUUUUUUUUAUUAAUAAGUUUUGUGUCCUGACAAAUGGGAAAAUUUUGAACAAAGAGUCUAUUCAGUGAAAAAAAAUCUAUCAACUAGAAGUCAUAAUCUGGGGCUAAAAUAAACCAGGGAAAAUGCUUGGGUAAGUUGAAACAUUUCAUGUUAAUAUUUUACAAAACAUCUUUGUUUUGAAACAUAGCUUCUUUUUAAUAGACCACCUACCUCAUCAGCCCAGAGAACCCAACCUGAAAAUAACAGGUUUCAUUUACAGCCAAAUAACAUGUUUGGCUUGGUACAAAAUGACACGCUGAGGAUUUUCAUUUUGGCAAGAAACAAUGACAAAUUAUCUUUACAAAGUGGUUCACAAUGACUUUUGCUGGUACUUUUGGCAUUUAUGAUGUCAAACCAAAGCCUACUUUUUUGUGCAACUGUAGCCUAACGUUGCAAGCCUAAAGAUCAGAGCAUAAAUAUUAACAUUUGAAACUCUUUAGAUUUUAAACAAAUAUGCACUUCUGCUGGGUUUUUUUGUUCUAUAGUAGUUUCACCAGUCAUAAUCAGAAAUAUGGUGCUAUGUUAACCCUGGGAAUUGCCUCCAUUUGAACCUGAAAUCCCUGGUGUGAAAAAAUAAACACAGGUUUUGGCCAUAAACUCAUGCCACCUCCAGCUCUGAAGAAAUGUUAUUUACACGCAGAUAUUUCUUGUAUACAAUAC
Harpia harpyja (harpy eagle) is the source of this 4561-nucleotide messenger RNA. Its product is annotated as cytosolic phospholipase A2 epsilon-like. Gene Ontology annotation, biological process: glycerophospholipid catabolic process. Gene Ontology annotation, cellular component: cytosol. Gene Ontology annotation, molecular function: calcium-dependent phospholipid binding; calcium ion binding. Bases 14 to 2599 code for a protein of 861 amino acids. The record is from RefSeq and is a predicted model, not a curated record. The transcript is spliced from 21 exons. NCBI's taxonomy places the organism in Eukaryota, Metazoa, Chordata, Aves, Accipitriformes, Accipitridae.